Molecule: messenger RNA, 435 nt
Organism: Purpureocillium takamizusanense
Lineage: Eukaryota; Fungi; Ascomycota; Sordariomycetes; Hypocreales; Ophiocordycipitaceae
Exons: 2
Coding region: 1-435 (144 amino acids)
Molecular function (GO): carbon-sulfur lyase activity
Source: RefSeq, a predicted model, not a curated record
AUGCUACCUUCGUUGUCACGGGGCCUCCGCUGCCCGUGCCACCACCACCACCACCCAUUCACGCCGCACGCCCUUUUCGUCUGCAUCCUCCCCUCUUCUAACACCGUCUGCGUGAAUGCGUACAAGCCCACCACCAUCGCCUGCUGCCCGCGCUGCCACACGGGCCUCUGGAACCACUACGCCGACGCCGGCCCCUGCCUCGCCUACCUCCGCGUCGGCACCCUCGACCGCCCCGACCACAUCGACCCCGACGUGCACAUCUUCACGCGCACCCGCCGCCGCUUCGUCGCCCUCGCCGACGGGAAGCCCCAGUUCGAGGGUUACUACCCGGACCGCAACCCCUUCUACCGCCCCGAUGUGCUUGCCCGCGUCGCCGCCCUCGAGGGGAGGCAGGCCGCCUACAAGGCCCAGCUCAUGGCCGCACUGAGUACAUGA